AUGCCUCCUCAGCUACCGCCCCACUCAACCGCCACCUGGUUGUCGUAUAGCUCCCCAUAUCAAUCUUCACGGCACGCUGGCGUCUGGCCCCAAAACUAUAUCUGUCCCAGAACGCCAAAGUCUGCAUCUAAAUUCCCAAAUUACAUAUUAUCGCUGAUCUUGGAACGAGAACAAUAUACAAUCAUCACGACUCUCACGAUGAAAAUCUUCGCAAACGCAAUCCCCGCGGACCCCUCAAACUCCCAAACCAACACCGUCUGCCACCUCGACGCUAUCCCAGACGAAAUUCACCUCGAUAUCCUUUACAAAAUUGAUUCAUGGAAAACCCAUAUCGCCAUGGGUCGGGCCUAUCCACGUUGGAAAAGGCUGAUCAAAGAUGCUGCAUUCAAAAGAAUAGCUCAUAAAGCACGAUAUUCGUUGGAUUUUCCUAUUCAUCGGCUGUUCACCGACGGCGAGGCUGCACAUCGGAUCCUAGAGUUUACGAUAAAUCACGGGAAAAUCGAGUCAAUGAGGGUAUCACCGACAGACCUAUUUUCAAAGCUUUUGAAACUUGAUAAUGCUAGUGUCGAAGAAAGGGGGAUUUGGAAUAUUGAGCUUGGAGAGGCUGGUGGGGUUCUUGAAGAUAAAUUCAUCGAUCGGGAUAAAGGUGCUCGGCAGGCGAAAUCUCAGGGUAGUGCUUCAGGUCAACAAAACCACAAAAGACGGUUGUCAGUUUCCCAGGGGAAUGUGAAGUUCGAAUACUCGGAGCGAGACCCAUACUCAAGCGAUCUUUUGACGGUUACGGACGUCCGUCUUGGAUUUGAUCAAGUUUCGACGAUUAGGGAGAUGAUGGAGACCUCCGUUAAAAGUCUCUAUACUGGACAAGGUUUAGUGGCCUAUGGGCGAAUAAGAAUAUAUUUCGAGAUCCAGCCGCUGAAGCCAAGCUUGGAGUUGGUAUUAAGAGGGUUGGUCGAAAGGCUGAAUGAUCCUGUGGUCGAGGCUCCAGCAUUCAAUUUUGGCAGUUAUGGCUGCUCUUUCGGAUCAUAG
Molecule: messenger RNA, 1026 nt
Organism: Orbilia oligospora ATCC 24927
Lineage: Eukaryota; Fungi; Ascomycota; Orbiliomycetes; Orbiliales; Orbiliaceae
Exons: 1
Coding region: 1-1026 (341 amino acids)
Source: RefSeq, a predicted model, not a curated record